ACCUAAGGUAGCACAAACCCCUCGGCGAUUCGCGUGUAAGAGAGCAUCGGGGGUCCGCGGGCUUUCAAGGCUUUGAGGCAGGAACCUCCCUCUGGCUACAUUACAAAUCAGAAUUCCAACGACGUAAUUGUGAAAAUUAGUGACAAUUAGUAUCAUUUCCAUCUAUCAAUUCAUCACCCCAAACGAUAAGAAACUCUUGCAAGAAAAAUGGCUCUAGAGACUAUCGCAUUUAUCCUCGGAGCUCUGACCGCAGGCGGCGGUACGAUGGGCUAUGUUAAGACGGGCUCCCUACCUUCGGUUGCAGCUGGCUGGACCGUUGGAAUAUUGUACGGCCUCGGAGGAUAUCGCCUACAAUCGCGCCAGUCCUACGGUAUCGAGUUUGCCCUCCUAGCAUCCAUUGUUCUUGGAGGCGCAUCUAUCCCUCGAGCUCUCCGAAGCGGAAAGCCGGUCCCGACUGUGCUGAGCUUGAUCUCCAUAUUCGGUCUAUUGGUCUUUGGUAAUGCUUAUAGAAAGACUCUAUAAGGGAGGAGCUGGUUGAUGGGACCUUCGGACGUAGGCAAAACGACGAUAUCGGUUUGAUGGUGGAUAGCGUAUUAAAAUCGUUCCAAAUAGCACAAUUGUUAAACGAACAAUCACUCUCCCACACGAUUCCUAAAAACGUAAUCCAUUUGAGGAGAGAAUGUCGCUUAAUUAUCUCCUGUAAAAGCCCUGCCUAUAUGAGCCACGCCAAACCUUAUAUGCCUUUUUAAACGCCAUGCUAUGCAAUACAAGCGCCACGGCCAUCAGCUUUGCUUUCGUAUUAUACAGACGAUAGUCGGGAUUUCUCAUUGUGCGCGCGCUAUGAGUUCUCGUCGAUGUCGUCCCAUAACCUUUUCACUUCGUCGCGUUUAGAUCUGGCUAUUCCUCGAUUGUUUGCAGUGCGCUUUACUCGUUCGGCUCUUAGACAUAACGUGAGUUUAUCUUUGGUAUCGGAACACAUGCCCAAUGAUUUCCAGAGAAAGCCUUUGGCGUGGCAUUCUUCAAGGGCAUUCAUAAUGUCCUCGCAAGCAGUGUUGUCUUUUGUGUGUAAGUGAGGAUGCAUCUUUGAUUAGUUCCAAAACUGCUCUGGUGAUGUUGUAGGAAAGAUAGGAAGUGGGUUGAAUUCUCACUGGCCACUCUCC
This is a messenger RNA of Annulohypoxylon maeteangense, 1160 nucleotides long. RefSeq names its product TMEM14-domain-containing protein. Lineage: Eukaryota; Fungi; Ascomycota; Sordariomycetes; Xylariales; Hypoxylaceae. The record is from RefSeq and is a predicted model, not a curated record. Gene Ontology annotation, cellular component: membrane. The transcript is spliced from 4 exons. Bases 208 to 522 code for a protein of 104 amino acids.